CGGACUCUAGGCGGUGAGAGCGUGCACCGCCGUCCUCGGCCCGGCGCUGGCGGAGGAUGGGGGUCCCGCUCCUCUUUGUGUGCAGACUCCUCUUUCCUUCUCGGCCGGGGGUCGACGGGGCCGCUAGUCCGCACUCCCGCCUUUGCCGCCGCGGUGGGGCUCGGGCUGCGCCCGGGACGGCCUGGGGAGCAGCCCGCGGGCUCCCUCGUCUGCCCGGAUCGUCUCUCGUACCUUCUCACUCCUCCGCCUUCACUUUCCUGACGCCUGGCUUCGCGCCAGGCAGCUCGCCUCUCCCUUUGUAUCUCUCCGCCUGCAGGCGGGGGAGGGGGGUCCAUUGUCCCCAAGGGGCGCUGUUGGAGGGCAAGGAGGGGACCGGCCGCGGUCUCUAGCCCGGGCCAGGGUCCGUGGGGCUAGGGCGUCGCCGGGCUGCGGCGGCGUGGGGAGCGGGGAGGCGCCGCCCAGAGCCCUCGCCCCAGGAUCAGUUCGACAGCUUAGACAAGCAUACACAAUGGGGAAUUGACUUCUUAGAAAGAUAUGCCAAAUUUGUCAAAGAGAGGAUAGAAAUUGAACAGAACUAUGCGAAACAACUGAGAUCAUAUGUUUUCCUAGAAAUUUGGAUUUGGUGGAAUAUGAGAAGAACGUCGUGGACAGUGCUGUAGUUUUUCAAGUUGCAGGGUUGGCUUGAAUGGAGUCUCUAGUGACUUGUGUAUGGUAUCUGAGGGCUCUGGACAUUGGGGUUUGGAUGAGUCACCUAUAAAUGUAAAUCUGGUUAAGAAGUACUGCCCCAAACGUUCAUCCAAAGAUGAAGAGCCACGGUUUACCUCGUGUAUAGCCUUUUUUAAUAUCCUUAAUGAGUUAAAUGACUAUGCAGGACAGCGAGAAGUUGUAGCAGAAGAAAUGGCGCACAGAGUGUAUGGUGAAUUAAUGAGAUAUGCUCAUGAUCUGAAAACUGAAAGAAAAAUGCAUCUCCAAGAAGGACGAAAAGCUCAACAAUAUCUUGACAUGUGCUGGAAACAGAUGGAUAAUAGUAAAAAGAAGUUUGAAAGAGAAUGUAGAGAGGCAGAAAAGGCACAACAGAGUUAUGAAAGAUUGGAUAAUGAUACUAACGCAACCAAGGCAGAUGUUGAAAAGGCCAAACAGCAGUUGAAUCUACGUACGCAUAUGGCUGAUGAAAAUAAAAAUGAAUAUGCAGCACAAUUACAAAACUUUAAUGGAGAACAACACAAACAUUUUUAUGUAGUGAUUCCUCAGAUUUACAAGCAACUACAAGAAAUGGACGAACGAAGGACUGUUAAACUCAGUGAGUGUUACAGAGGAUUUGCCGAUUCAGAACGCAAAGUUAUUCCUAUCAUUUCAAAAUGUUUGGAAGGAAUGAUUCUUGCAGCAAAAUCAGUUGAUGAAAGAAGAGACUCUCAAAUGGUGGUAGACUCCUUCAAAUCUGGUUUUGAACCUCCAGGAGACUUUCCGUUUGAAGAUUACAGUCAACAUAUAUAUAGAACCAUUUCUGAUGGGACUAUCAGUGCAUCCAAACAGGAGAGUGGGAAGAUGGAUGCCAAAACCACAGUAGGAAAGGCCAAGGGCAAAUUGUGGCUCUUUGGAAAGAAGCCAAAGCCACAGUCCCCACCCUUAACCCCUACUAGUUUAUUCACAUCCAGUACUCCUAAUGGGUCCCAGUUUCUCACAUUCUCCAUUGAGCCCGUGCAUUAUUGUAUGAAUGAAAUAAAAACAGGGAAGCCCAGAAUUCCUUCUUUCAGAAGCCUCAAAAGAGGGUGGUCGGUGAAGAUGGGCCCAGCAUUGGAAGAUUUCAGUCAUCUGCCACCAGAACAGAGACGUAAAAAACUACAGCAGCGCAUUGAUGAACUUAAUAGAGAGCUACAGAAAGAAUCAGACCAAAAAGAUGCCCUCAACAAAAUGAAAGAUGUAUAUGAGAAGAAUCCACAAAUGGGGGAUCCAGGGAGUUUGCAGCCUAAAUUGGCAGAGACCAUGAAUAACAUUGACCGCCUACGAAUGGAAAUCCACAAGAAUGAGGCUUGGCUUUCUGAAGUUGAAGGCAAAACAGGUGGGAGAGGAGACAGAAGACAUAGCAGUGACAUAAAUCAUCUUGUAACACAGGGACGAGAAAGUCCUGAGGGAAGUUACACUGAUGAUGCAAACCAGGAAGUCCGUGGGCCACCCCAGCAGCAUGGCCAUCACAGUGAGUUUGAUGAUGAAUUUGAGGAUGAUGAUCCCUUGCCUGCUAUUGGACACUGCAAAGCUAUCUACCCUUUUGAUGGACAUAAUGAAGGUACUCUGGCAAUGAAAGAAGGUGAAGUUCUCUACAUUAUAGAGGAGGACAAAGGUGAUGGAUGGACAAGAGCUCGGAGACAGAACGGUGAAGAAGGCUACGUUCCCACGUCAUACAUAGAUGUAACCCUAGAGAAAAACAGUAAAGGUGCAGUAACUUAUAUCUAAACUAACCAGGCAGCUUUGUGCCAUGUGUGACACAGGAAGAGUAACAUAAAAUGAAAACACAUUCAAGAGGUUGAAAAGAAUAAGGAAAUUUAAAGGGCAUCCAAGAUUAAUUGUUCACUAUGUGAGCUGAGUUAGGCUUGAUCUUGUGAAUGUUACCACAAGAAACUUUUUGUGGCACUUUACUGUUUGAGUAAUGUUGGUGUGAAGCUUAAUUGAUGCCUUUUGCUUUAUGUCCUGCUUAAGUCUGUGUGAAGGAUUUGUGUUUUUCUGCCUUACAAGUAGAAUUUGAUUUAUUGGGCAGGAAUUCAUGGUUAGUAAUGCUCUCUGCCCCCUUUACUUCAGAAAACACAGUGACUCUAGUGAAUUUGAAUAAGUGAAACUGCUCUGAAAUGCUAUGGAAAGCCAACUCCCCAGAGUGGUUUCUUCCAGGAGUUUGGAUUUGUAGCUACAGUUUCCAGGAAGAAAAAUAAUAGAUGGAUAAUUGAGUAAAAUAAUAAUAUCAUUUUCAUUUUAUUCCCUUUUCUUAACUUUGGUUUCCUAAAGGAAGAAAAUAAGCACUUGGCACAGUAAUCUAUUUAAAUAGAUUUAAAGAGAGUUGCACAGUAAAUCUCCUGGUCUAGCUCUUAGGUGAAUAAAGCAUUUUGUUCGAGAGACCUCAACAUAUUUUGAGGUUUGCUGUUAAUUUUCAAUAAUUUACAAGUUUCCUUCCAAACUAAUCUUAUGCUUGUGUAUUUCAUCUUGAAAAUAUCUUUUGGGAAAUACCACUUUAGUGAUUAUUUAGCAUUUAGCAGUUACAUAUAGGAAAAUACAUAGUUAUAUAGAAAAAUACGCAUUUGAAGAUAGAGAAAACCUUGGAGGGGAAGUGUUGACAAAUUUUAAUUUUAAAGGAGGAACUUUUUACUAUCUGGGUUAGAGGAAAAUAUGUGUACCACCAUUUAGGGCAUUUUGUUAUUUCAGCUGAAUCAUUAGUUAUGAGGAUAGAUAAAUGUUUCCAAUUAAUUUCAGCAAGCAUUGUUGGAAACACUGUGCAGUCCAGGAUUGUGCAGUGCUGAUUGUGUGAUCACACCCUGAGUCAGUGGUGUGGGGAAGUAAAAUGAAGAAGCAGUAAGAUUGGUUUUGAUUUUGCCCAUGUUUUUAAAUUUCCUGGUGUUUUCAGUAGCUGUCUAUAAAAUGAUUUUAGAGACAUUUGAGACAGGCACUUUAAACUGAACACCCCUUUUGGUUUUACCAAAGGUCUUCAGUAAUUGUUCUUUUCUUUUUCCUCCUGGACUGCAGGUUCCUGAAGAGGGUUUCUGAGGAAAUGGGCAAGAUGUUGAAGGAGGUUACAUGCAGCUGCUUUUGGGGGGAGGGUAUUAGAGUUGUCAGGCUCAAAGAGAGUGAGAGAAGCAAGUUGCAUGAGUGCAUGCAGACAUGAUUAUUUUUUACUAACUUCAUUAGCAUUUCCAUACAUCGUUUUUAAAAAUCGUAAUACCAACCCUUAAGUUUCUAGUUCACUUACUCCCACAAAAGAAAAAGCCAACAAUGGCUUACCAUUUUUCUGUUUAUUUUAUUGUUGUCUAAUCAAUAAAGAAUGCAGAGCUAUCAAAAAAUUUGUCUUACAUUAGCUGUCCCAACAGGAUUGUCUCCCUCCCAGCUCUGUUUUAAUUGGCUUUUAGACCCACUGUCUGUCAGAUAUUUGCCAUCUGUCAGUGUCUGCCUGCGCCACCUCCGUGCUUGCUUAACAUCCCGUUGCAUGUCUAGAGUGAUUGGGCUAGAUUUUUCAGGCAUGUCUUUAGAUUCCCUUGUUCUUGUCAAAGCCUCUGUUUUGUUUUACAUUUGUAGUGCAUAUCCCAUUGUCAGACAUCUCCAGCACUAAUGUUUCCAUCCUAGUAUUUGUGUGCACUGCUAUAACUUCCCCACUGCAAACAUUCCAGUUUUGGCAUUACAAAGAAGUAGACUGUGAACCUGAAGUAUUUAUGAUAAGAAAAAGAAAACGUCUCUGCUCUAGCCUACAGCCCAGUUGAAAGAACUCUUUGAAACGUGAUACAUCUUCAGCACCUCAGUCUGGGAAGAAUCUAGUCAGCACUGAAAUCCUGGCAUAAUAAACACAGAAGAUACUCACCACCUCAAGACAAAGGACUAUUGUCAAAAGUCAGCUGCUUCCAUUCAAAUGCUGCCUUAAACUAGAGUGCCUAAAUCUGUUGAUUGCCAACACUACCACUACAGUAUCCCACAAAGGGCUUUAUGUGUCAGCUCAGUGCGACCUCCUUUAACUCUGCAGCAUGGCUGCAGCUGCCGAUGUAGCCUCGGUAGGUGGCUAUUAGAGCUCUACUAUGUACAAUGGUGCAUCUUCAAAUUUAUGCAUCAGACUGUCCAAGUCCAUUUUACUUUCCUCAGUGUUUUUAUGAGAAGUUUUAUGGACCUCCCCCAGCUAUCUUUUUAUUUGGGGUUAUCACAGUCAUGUUUGAUUAUUACAAUGAUAGUCUGUUUCCAUGUGAUGCUUUUGUUUGAACCUGAUAAAAUUUAGUGAAACUUUGUAAUUAUCUAUGUGCACUUUUACUUGUAAAAUGGAAUUUCUGUAUGUUUAUACUUGUAAAUAUGAUUGUUGUUAGUGCUCCUGUUGCUUAUGGUGUCCUGCCUCGCAUUUGUGAUUCUGUUGAUGGCUUGUAUCUUAACUAAUUUCUUAGUGGUGUUGUAAUAGGGAGAUGGGAGCGGGUGGGGGGUUAUUUGUACCACUGAAUCUCCAUUACUUUGGUUCUUUACUGUUUCAAGGGGAGAAGGAACAUGAAAUGGUUUGUGUAUUAUUGGAUUUUAAGCAAUAUUUUAGAAGCUGUGUGACUGCUUUAAUAACUUUUUCCCAGUGUUAUUUGAAUCAUACUACCAGUUAUACUAAAGCUGAAUGACAAUUGUGUGAAAGUUACUACCUUCAUAAGAUCAAGUCACCACUGUUACACAGCUGACAUAUAGUGUAUUACCUUUGUGGCUAGUAAACUAUAAAGUUUAGAUAUUAAAUCUCGUAACAGGGUUAUUUAUAUAAUGUGACAUUAUUCAAUGCUGACAGACUACAUGAAGUAGUUUUAAAAUCUAGUGCUAUUUUUAUUUUAAAGGUUAGCAAUGAGGAGGAAAUGUGAUCUGGCUGUGUUUGUCUUCUGUACAAAGCCUGAAGUGCUUAUGGUUCUUUGGCUAACAGCCACAGAGGGCAAAGUUCUUGUAAGGACUAACUGUUCUUUUAAAGCUACUGUUUGUUUUUCUAAAAGCAGGAUUUGCUUCCGUAGGAGGCAAGUUCCUUGACGUGGAAUAGUGCAACCUGCAUAUGGGUUAUUAUAAUAGGAAAGACAUUUGUACUUGCACAGUUUAAAUCAUUCUUAAAUUUUGAACAUGUGAAUUGUCCCAAAAAAUCUUUAAUUUUUUGGUAAUUUUUACUCUUUUUGUGCACAUGUUGAUUUCUUAAUGGUAAAUCCUUCUUUUAAAGAUAGUGUUCUCUGUUGAGAAUAUUUUCAUGGAAUAAAACAAUCUUUUCAUGGCCUGUUAA
Molecule: messenger RNA, 5962 nt
Organism: Callithrix jacchus (white-tufted-ear marmoset)
Lineage: Eukaryota; Metazoa; Chordata; Mammalia; Primates; Cebidae
Gene: FNBP1L
Product: formin binding protein 1 like
Biological process (GO): signal transduction
Molecular function (GO): protein binding
Source: RefSeq, a predicted model, not a curated record